Messenger RNA from Schistosoma mattheei, 1914 nucleotides. Lineage: Eukaryota; Metazoa; Platyhelminthes; Trematoda; Strigeidida; Schistosomatidae. The record is from the annotation of a GenBank genome assembly.
UUUUAAUUGGUUAAAAUAAUUGUUAGUUUAUUUGUUUAAAUGAAUGGUUCAAAAUGUUUAUAGUCUAUAGGUAACUAUUGAUAUACUUAAAGGUGUACGUAGAGGUGUAACCAACAUAGAACGAUUAUUAAUACAAUCACUAGAGCCUACUGUUAUACUAACUGAUUUUCUUAUUGGAUUUAUUUAACUUUGUACACGUACAAUUACACAAAUAAACAAAAUGUGUUCAUUUGUAAAAUGUGCAAAAACUUUCAUCAUAAUGUUUUUUAUUGUUUAUUAUGAAUAAAGAAUUACCAGAUGAACAAGCAGAAUUGAGAAACGAUAUGAAACUUGAAUCAAAAUCUCAUCUACAAUAUGGAAUGACGAAUAUCCCAAUUGAUGGUAACAUUCAAACCUAUACUGGUCAUGAGGAAUUGGGUUCUCCAACACGUAUUUUAACAAAUAAUGCUGUUCUAAGUUAUCAUCAACCAACUAUAAUAUCACCUCUUAUUUCGGAUCUUCAACAACCUCACCAUCAACAUAGUCAUUCUUUAUUAAAUCACAUGGAUCACGCCACAAUGAAUAUAAAUAAUAACAGUAAUACGUUUACUCCAAGUCGUCUACAUUUACUUUCUAAUACAUCCAUGGGAAUUAGUCCUUGUGGUAUAUAUAAUAAACGAGAUUCAAGUAUACCACAUGUUUUAAGUAAUUCAGAAGUAAAUCAAUUACUAACACAAUCUUCAUAUAGACCAGCAUCACCGGAUUAUCAAAGUUUAGAUGCAAUUUGGUGUCAUCAAAAUAAAUUUCCUUCUGGUACAAUGAAUCUCAUCCAUCGUCUUCCUAAUACUAAUGCUAAUAAUGGUAACAAUAAUAAUAACAAUAAUUCACAAUUUAAUCCUACUGUCAAUACUUCUACCAACAUUAAUCAUCAAACAAAUCGUAUACAAGGAAAUAAUCGAAAACUAUUACCAACUCAUUAUUCAUUAGGUAAUCCUGACAAUAAUGUCAAUUCACAAUUGAACAAUGCACAACCAAUGAUGAUGUCAAAUGAUUUUACAGAAUCAUCAAUAAUAACAACACCUCAUGGUUCAAACAUUAAUACAUUUUCACCGCAUGCCUAUUAUGAAAUAGCUACACCAUCAGAAACAUGGCAUAGGAGAUGUUUACCACUAUUUAUUCCUAAUGGGGAUCAACAUAGAAUAAUUGAUAGUAAUAAUAACAAUGAGACACACGUUAAUUUACAUGCACAAACUUUAUCACAUUCAACUAAUAAUCAUCAUUUUAACACACAACAUUCCAGUAACAAUAGUAGUCGACAGCAAACUCAACAAAGAUUAACCGAACUCAAUAGUCGUUCAUAUAAUCAUAUAGCUACUUUAGGUAGACCAGCUAAUGGUAAAGGACGUAGACGAUUGGGUGGUACAUCGACAACAGCUAAUAAUCAUAAUGACGAUAGUAUGUAUAAUUUACAAGCCGGUGAAUUAGCUAUACAUUCAGUUAAACGUUCAAUACAAAAUCACAAUAGACAAAAUGAACAAUAUAGAAUUAAAUCAGACGAUAAGUUAUUAGAAUCACAAAAUAUAAACUUGACUAAUGAUAAUCAUGACAAUCUUAAUAAAAUAGUGAAUAGUAAUGUUUAUCACGAUAGUGAUAAUAUUAAUGUCAGUACUAUCACUAAUAAUACAACUAAUAAUAAUAGUGGUAAUAUUGAUGAACAAGAUAAUAAAAAGUCAAAAGAUGGUCAGUUAUCCGAACAGAAAGCAAAUGUACAACAUUUUACAUACCAAGCAUUUCGUGAAGGAACAUUCGUUUAAUAAUAAUAAUUAUUAUUAUUAUAUAUACAUAUGCAUCUUUAUGUUAAAUAUUUGGCUGAAUUCACAAACCAUUUACAUAUUCACAUUAUAUAAACAAUUGAGGAUAUAAGUUUUGCACAUG